CUCAGUUGAUCUUGGCCGAUCCAGACUGUUAAACUCCAACGAGUUAAACUACAAGGCAAGAGUUUUCCACCGGCGUUGCAGGAACGAAAAUGAUGAGUCGCCAAUUUGCCAGAGCCACUUGAUUUUGCCACUGCCGGCGGUUGUUGGAAGCCCGUCGUCGAGCUACAAAGCCGGUGAAGAAUCGCCGUGGAGCUCAUACGAAACCCCCAGCCAUUUGUCGAGACGCACUGCUCGUAUCCAUGCGCGGGACGAUCCGGUGGCCUGAGCCAGGUUCCGUUUUAUGUUUUAACUUCUAGUAAAGUGCACUGACGGACAGCGCACUGCCCACCGCGCAGUAACUGUCCGUAACGAAACGUUGACUUGGUGUCUGGCAAACAUGUCAAACACACCUCCCGGUGGGCUCAACGUGAUUGCCCUGGUCUCGGGGGGCAAAGACAGCUUCUUCUCGCUUCUCCAUUGCCGAGCCAACGGGCACCGCAUCGUCGCCCUCGCCAAUUUGCAUCCGGCCCUUCCAGGGAAGCCUGGACCCCCGAAUGACACCUCAGCUUCCCCCGCCGUCACCAUUCCCGCCGUCACCAUUCCCGCCGUCGCGGCUAGUGCCGCCGUCUCGGCCCCGGCCCUGAAGUCGACCCCUGCCAGUUGGAGACCGCGCCAGAGCUCCGACCAGGAUGGCCCGUAUGCAGCCAUUCUGCCGGAUCAUGACGGUGGAGCGCCGGGAAAUGAGGUCGUGUCCGGCACAGAUGAGGAUGAGCACGACCUCAACAGCUUCAUGUACCAGACUGUGGGCCACCAGGUGAUCCCUCUCUAUGCCGAGGCAACUGGUAUCCCGCUGUACCGCCGGGCGAUCACCGGCGGUGCUACCCAAAGCGGGAAGGAGUACUCUCACUACCGGCCCUCCGCCACUCCAGAGCCCGGGCUGGAUUCCGGCUCCGAUGAACACCGGGGAAGAUGGACGCACGAGCUCAUGCGAUUCAAGUCUCGCGGAGAAGGCGAGGGCCGUCCCGGCUCGGACCAUCAUGGCCAGGAAUCCGAGAAUCAUGUCACGACGACUGCCCGUAGUGCAAGUGCCGGGCAGGAGGAUACUGGCGUAGCUGCUGAUGAGGAUAACACCGACGAGACCGAGUCCAUGGUCCCGCUCCUCCAGGCCAUAAUGAAGGCACACCCGGAAGCCAACGCCAUCUGUGCGGGCGCCAUCCUCAGCACAUAUCAACGCACGCGCGUCGAGUCAGUGGCAACCCGCCUCGGGUUGACGCCGCUCGCGUACCUGUGGAAGUUCCCCGUGCUCCCGGCCCCGAGCAGCUCCUCCUCCUCGUCAGAUCCCACGGUGGGGUCGUUGGGAUCCGACGCCCAGCUGCUGGAUGACCUGGCUGCUGCGGGCGUGGAAGCCCGCAUCAUCAAGGUUGCCAGCGGCGGGUUGGAUGACUCGUUCCUGUGGGCCGACGUCGCGGCUCCCGGGACCAAGGGCAGUCUCGCCCGGGCCAUGCGGCGGUUCGGCGCGGCCGAGACGGGCGCCGUCGUUGGUGAAGGCGGCGAGUUUGAGACGCUUGUGCUGGACGGGCCGUCGACGCUGUUCAGGAAGCGGAUCGUGGUCGAUGAGUUGGACCGUCGGGUUGUCAGGGAGGGCGGCGGGAGUGCCUGGCUUAGUCUGAGAAACGCGAGGCUGGAGGAGAAAGGGCUGGAGGCUGGUGAGGAAGGGAUUGACAAAGAGAGUGUCAGGAUUCCGGAUUUGCUGGAUCCGAGGUUUGUUGGUGUGUUGAAUACGCUGUCUUCCCCCGAAGCCGAUGGCUUCUCGCUGUUCGUCCAGUCCGGACUGGGUGAGAUGCCUCGGCUCGGGAAUCUGCGAGUCUCUACUAGUGAGAAGGCACAGCAAUGGUGCUUCGUCGGCAGCAAGUCAGGCUCCAUCGAGGUUGAUACCCGUACCGUUGUCGAGCAAAUACGCCGGCGACUACGCCAGCAUUCCCUCCCACCGUCAGCCAUCAUCACCGCCACGGUCGUCCUCCGCCGCAUGGCCGACUUCCCUGCAGUGAACAGCAUCUACUGCACGCUCUUUGACGCACCAAACCCGCCUUCCAGGGUCACCAUCUCGUGCGGCGACGCACUGUCUACUGUUCUGGCAGACGCAGACAUGGCGGUUUACCUGACCGUCCACACGGCUCUCCAACCCGGGCAGCGCCACGGCCUGCACGUGCAGUCCCGUUCCUACUGGGCCCCAGCCAACAUCGGCCCGUACAGCCAAGCCAUGUCCAUCCCGGUGUCAAGCCUCGGACCACCACCGAACGACUCUGAUACUCCUACCUCCUCCUCCACCAUUGCACCAAGACUGGUCAGUAUCGCGGGCCAGAUCCCGCUCGUCCCGGCCACUAUGGCCUUGCCGCCGCCCGGUAGCAGCAGCAGUCAUGAGGACACUUUGGCGCUGCAGCUCGUCCUCUCCCUCCAGCACUUGUGGAGAAUAGGCAUCGAGAUGGGCGUGCAGUGGUGGACUAGCGCCGUGGCCUUCUUUCCGGUGGCGGCAUGCGACAGAGAUGGUGGUCAGCAGCAGGUGGCGAUGGAGGUGAAGGCUAGGAUGGCCGCCAGAGCGUGGAGGGCUGCGCACGCGUCUGGGUCCACCUCCGCCGCCGCUGAUGAUGGCGAGGAGGAUGAGGACGAGGAAGAAGAAGGCGGCCCAGACCUCUGGGAUAAGAGAUAUAACCCGGCGUAUAUGACUUUUUCCUCUUCUUCGAGUGGUGGCGCCGGGGAUAACAAGAACGCUGGCCCGUCUCUGCCGGAUAGAUCUGUUCUGUCUGUCUUCUCUUCUCCUUCUUCGUUGUCCCGGCCGACGGCGGGGUUCUCAUGUAAGUCAAUGGUGCCGCCGGUGUUUGUCGCCGAGGUGGAGGAACUGCCGCGCGGCGCUGGCGUGGAGUGGCAUGCUCUCUGGGGCGUUGCGCACGCGGCUGAGGGGAGUGUGGUGCUUGGGGAAGUGUGCUUGCCUCGAGAGGGUGAUGGACAAAGCGAGAAGAUCAUGGUCUCGCAGGUUGUGGUUCGGUCUGGGGAAGAAAGGGGGGUGGGUUUUGUGCAGACGGUUGUGGCGGAGGGGUUCGGUGGUGACGGUUGGAAGGGGGUUGAUGGUAGUGACGACGCCCCACCCACCACCACCACCAGCAGCAGCGGUACCAAAAGAGGCUUUGAGACCUCGCUCCAGCGCCAUCAGCGCCUCAAGCGCGAGGCCGAGGCCCGCGCCCGCCCAAAGUCCAAAGCCGAGUUGGCCGCCGAGGCCGACGCCCGCCGCGAGGCCGCGCUCUCCCAGUCGCUCUUCACGACCCAGCCCAAGAGCAAAGGGCUGGCCAUGAUGGCGCGGAUGGGGUUCACGGGCGGAGCGCUGGGUAAGAAAAAAUCAACAGAGUCGGAGCCAUCAUCAUUAUCAUCAUCAUCUACGCCUGCCGCUCCGCCCACCGAGGGGGGCCCGGCUAAUAACGAUGGCGGUACUACCUCUGAGACGGGCGGGGGCGCGACGGGGGCGCGGCCCAGGACCGAGCCGAUCCGGAUUGAGAUCAAGGACGGGCGGGAGGGCAUCGGGCUCGAGAGCGAGCGCAAGCGGAAACUGCGGGAGGCGGCCGAGGCGGCCGGGGAGCGGGCCAAGCGGGCCAGGGCGGAGGAGGGCGAGUAUCGGGAGCGGAUGAGGAGGGAGCGGGAGGAGGCGCGGUUGGAGAAGUUGGUGGUUGCGGGGCAGAAAGUCGCCGAGAAAAUGGCUGGGGAUCGAGAAGGGGAGGAUGCGGUGGUGGUUGCGGUGGCGGCGCGGCCGCUGAAGGGGAUACCGGUUGUCUUCCGGGGUUUUGUCAAGGCGCGCGAGGAGGCCGAGAGGGAUAGGAGGAUGAGGUAUGAUUUGGAGCAGGGGCUGGCGCGGCUGCCGACGUAUGAGGAUGCGGAGGAGGACGAGGAUGAUAAGAAGGCCUUGGGCAAGGCUAGCACGACCUAUGUCACGGCAGAGGAUCUGGAUGAGGAGGACCCGGAGUUGGAUGAGUUCAACGCGUUGCCGCCGGACGAGAGGCUGCGGAGGGUGGUGCAGCACCUGCGCGACGAGUACCACUACUGCUUCUGGUGCAAGUUUACGUACCCCGACGAGAAAAUGGACGGGUGUCCUGGGUUGACCGAGGAGGACCAUGAUUAGGAAGCCGGUGGUUCAGCCAUAGUCUUAAAGAAAACCCCCAGCGGACAUGGUCUUGAGUGGCCAGUAUUACAAGCUAUUGUACAAGAUCUGA
Molecule: messenger RNA, 4235 nt
Organism: Parathielavia appendiculata
Lineage: Eukaryota; Fungi; Ascomycota; Sordariomycetes; Sordariales; Chaetomiaceae
Product: adenine nucleotide alpha hydrolases-like protein
Exons: 2
Coding region: 377-4144 (1255 amino acids)
Biological process (GO): protein histidyl modification to diphthamide
Molecular function (GO): diphthine-ammonia ligase activity
Source: RefSeq, a predicted model, not a curated record